AUGCAAGCAAGCGACUUGUACUCCCCAGCAGCCCUCUUGCUGCAGCUCCUCCUCUUACUCCGCCGCCUAGGGAUGGAAUUUAUUGAAUAUCUCAAUUCGCUCUACAGUGAAUGGACAAACCAGGUUUUAAUUCUAGGUGAUUUCAAUUUUCCCUUGUUAGACUGGCCCAACAUAGUUCAGAGAGCGAACACAUCUACGCCUGGUUCCUCUUCAUUCUUAAAAUUUGUUUCCUCUUACAGUCUUAAGCAAAUGGUCAAAGAGCCUACUCAUGGAGUGAAUAUACUAGACAUUCUGCUGGUUUCGGAGCCGACUAUCAUCAGAAACCUAAAAGUUCUUCCACCUUUCAGCACAUCAGAUCAUUGUAGUGUUAGUUUCGAAAUUGUUGGGAGAUCCUUACCCACACUCAGAAAUGCAUCUCUUGCACGCAUUGACUGGAUCAGCCUACAUCGCGGCUGUGAUAGCACAAUUGCCUUUUACCUCGAAUUUUUAAACAUAUGUAAUGAGCUGAUCCAAAAGUAUGUACCUAAUGUGCGCGUUAAGAAUAACCAUGAAAGGUAUCCGAAACGUAUACGAUUGCUCAGAGCCAAAGUUGAUCAUCUUUUCUCUCUCUCACAAAAUGUUAAUAAUGCGGAGUACAAGAAGUUCUCCAUGAAGCUAAAAAGAGCUCUCGCUAAGCACCGGGUGUUGAUUGAAAAGCAGAUUGCCUCCUGUAAGAAUUGGAAACGCUUUUUUAGUUACUGUAAGAAGAACCCUAAACUAGCAGAAUCAAUCCCAAACCUUAUCUCACAU
Messenger RNA from Cooperia oncophora, 789 nucleotides. Lineage: Eukaryota; Metazoa; Nematoda; Chromadorea; Rhabditida; Trichostrongylidae. The record is from the annotation of a GenBank genome assembly.